Molecule: messenger RNA, 942 nt
Organism: Microtus ochrogaster (prairie vole)
Lineage: Eukaryota; Metazoa; Chordata; Mammalia; Rodentia; Cricetidae
Product: olfactory receptor 2H2-like
Biological process (GO): G protein-coupled receptor signaling pathway
Cellular component (GO): membrane
Molecular function (GO): G protein-coupled receptor activity; olfactory receptor activity
Source: RefSeq, a predicted model, not a curated record
AUGGCCACAGUUUGUAAUAACAGCCAUGGCAAUUUCAUCCUCCGUGGCUUCUCAGACAGGCCAUAUUUAGAGAAGGUACUUUUUGGGGUCAUUUUGAUCUUUUACUGUUUGACUCUUGCUGGAAAUACAAUCAUAAUUCUCAUUUCCUUGAAGGAUCCAAAGCUUCAAAUCCCCAUGUAUUUCUUCCUUUCCAAUCUUUCCUUAUUAGAUAUUUGUUUCACCAGCAGUUGUGUUCCUCAGAUGUUGGUUAAUUUGGGAGGUCCAAAUAAGAUUAUCACCUAUCAUGGCUGCGCCACUCAGCUCUACAUCUUCCUGUGGCUUGGUGCCACCGAAUGUGUUCUUCUUGUUGUCAUGGCUGUGGACCGCUAUGUAGCAGUGUGUCAUCCCCUAAGAUAUACAACUGUCAUGCACCCCAAAGUCUGUGUGCAACUGGCUGUCCUUGCUUGGGGUGCUGGCCUGAUUCAGUCUCUGAUCCAGUCUUCUGCUACCCUCAGAUUGCCCUUUUGCUCCCACCGGGUGGUAGAUGACAUUGUAUGUGAAGUUCCAGCCCUGAUUCAGCUCUCCAGUGCAGAUACUACCUACAAUGAAGUGCAGAUGUCCAUAGCCAGUGUUAUUCUCCUAGUGCUACCUUUGGUCAUCAUCCUUUCCUCCUAUGCUGCUAUUGUGAAGUCUGUGCUGAAGAUGAAAUCAAUGGCAGGGCAGAAAAAAGCAUUUGGCACAUGUACUUCUCACCUCCUUGUUGUCUCCCUCUUCUAUGGUACCGUCACAGGUGUCUAUCUUCAACCUAAGACUCACUAUGCUCAUGAACGGGGCAAGUUUCUCACCCUUUUCUACACUGUAAUAACUCCGACUCUUAACCCCCUCAUCUAUACACUAAGGAACAAGGAGGUAAAGGGAGCAGUGGUAAGAUUGGGGUGGAGAAUUUGGAGUUCUCACAGAUAA